Molecule: messenger RNA, 4142 nt
Organism: Camponotus floridanus (Florida carpenter ant)
Lineage: Eukaryota; Metazoa; Arthropoda; Insecta; Hymenoptera; Formicidae
Gene: Unc-115a
Product: actin-binding LIM protein 2
Exons: 15
Coding region: 609-3023 (804 amino acids)
Biological process (GO): lamellipodium assembly; cytoskeleton organization
Cellular component (GO): actin cytoskeleton
Molecular function (GO): actin filament binding
Source: RefSeq, a predicted model, not a curated record
AAAUUUCGCGUAUAUAUUAAAUAUAAAUAUUUACAUGUACCCGAGUGAAAAUGUAUAGUGGGUAAAAUCGAGAUUCCUAUAUUCUGCAAAAAUUUAUCACGCUAUCAUCAAUGCACUCUGCUCGGCAAACAACAUAAUCGCCUUCGGCAAAAUUGAUAUCUCUCUAAUCUAUCAAGGAUGUUAUUACCUAGAAUCUUUACUUGUUUCAUAACGGCAUGUAUAGAGUGUCGCGAAUAAAAUAUAUUUGACUAAAAAAACAGGAAACAUAUGAUAUAAUCUCAAUUUAUUAGACUCGCGACUAAAUUUUUUUUCUACAAUUUUUUGAGUAAAAUUUUUCAAUUUGAUUUAUCAAGAUACGUAGAUUUAUCAAGAAAAGUCGAUUGAUUCUCUCGCUGACAGAUCUCAUUUGAAUGUCACGAUUCUACGACAGAUCGCCGCGUUACUUUAAGAUCCGGAAUCGAAAUUUUUGAUGCAAAUCGCGCGCACCGAUUCUUCGCUGUUAUCUUAUCGGUAUCUCUCGCGCGGGGAAAGCAGAAAGGCAGAAGAGUUGUGCGUGCCGGGCGGGCGGCUUGUGACCCUGAAGUUACGCAACGCAGCCAGCAGGCACAAUGAAAUCGAAGACUAGCGAGAGUCUCAUAGCGAGUGAAAGCAAAGCGGGGAUCAGGAGAGACGGUGCCGACGAGCACAAGCAAAAGCAAUUGAAAAAAGGUAAAACAUUUUGCCAGUCCUGCAAGAAGAAGUGCAGCGGGGAGGUGCUGCGCGUGCAAGACAAAUACUUUCAUAUAGGGUGCUUCAAGUGCGCUCAGUGCAAUGCUAGUUUGGCACUGGGUGGAUUUUUCACGCGCGAGGGCGCCUAUUACUGCACUAAGGAUUAUCGGGAACGCUGGGGUACACGAUGUGCCGGUUGCGGAGAAUACGUGGAGGGUGACGUAGUGACAGCCGGCGACAAGCACGCGUUUCAUCCGAAUUGUUUUCAUUGCCAGAGAUGCCGGCAACCGCUACUUGGACAAGGAACAAAAGUAUCUCUUGUUCAAGGUCAAGCGUUGUGUCACCGAUGCGUUGGUAUCCCAGUUCGCGAGGCCUCCACUCCGCUCGGUAAUAGCACCAGUACUAAAGGCGGACAUGCUGACCCUGGUGCCUGCGCUGGUUGCGGAAACCAAUUGAGGGAAGGUCAGGCAUUGGUCGCGCUCGAUCGUCAAUGGCACGUUUGGUGCUUUAAGUGUCAUAGCUGCAACACUGUGCUUCAUGGAGAAUACAUGGGAAAAGACGGGGUGCCUUACUGCGAGAAGGAUUAUCAAAAGCAGUUUGGAGUGAAGUGCGCCUACUGCAAUCGUUACAUCAGCGGCAAGGUUUUACAAGCCGGCGAUAACCAUCAUUUCCAUCCGACUUGUGCGCGCUGUACGAAAUGUGGCGAUCCGUUCGGUGAUGGAGAGGAAAUGUACCUGCAGGGUGCUGCCAUAUGGCACCCGCGCUGUGGUCCAGGACCUACCACCGGACCUAAUGGUAUCGUCAACGGGCACGACGCACAUACCCCACAGCAUCGGGAAUCAGAACGGAUCUCCAGCAGUGCUUCGGAGAUGCAGUUUUCAUUGCGGUCACGCACGCCAAGCCUGAACGGAUCGCUGUGCAGCCCUUACAGCAGCCUCAGUCGCAAGUAUUAUCCUGCGCGGACUGGAAGUCCGGGUCUGAUCUUGAGGGAAUACGGACGACCGGUAGAAGAUGUAUCUAGGAUUUAUACUUACUCAUAUUUGACUGAAACGCCCAGUCAAGGAUAUCUGAGACGCCCGAUACAGCCGUACGAUAAACCCCCAACUAGCCCGCAUUUUCAUAGACCUAGCUCGUCCCGUUCGAUAAGAAGUAGCGGUGGACGCAGCAGUAGAUCCGGAAUGAGAGCCUUGGUCGAUGCAUUGAGUGACACUAGACCUAAAUCACCAGCAAGUCAGGUGGAUAACGAUGAACCGAUAGAAUUAGCUCAUUAUCCUGACGCUAUGAAGCCACCUCCAGGUGCUCAACCGCCAAUCGAAAGAGACGAUUUUCCUGCUCCGCCGUAUCCUUACACUGAUCCUGAAAGACGUCGACGAUGGUCCGAUACAUAUAAGGGUGUACCUGCAUCUGAUGACGAGGAUGAAGUGGACAACAAAACGACAACAUACAUCAAAGAGGCGGAGCAAAAACUGAAAAAGGAGCAGGACGAAUUGAGCAAGAUCGAUACGGGAAUAGCUAAAGUAUUCCUGCAAGAUCGUGAAAAGGAUCGAGAAAAUUUAAGACACAGAGCUGCGAAUGUUGAUCCUAGAAAUGCUUCAAGGACACCAUCUGCCGCUCGAGAACCAUCAUAUCGAUUGCGUUAUGAGAGUCCUGUGGGUGCAUCUCCUUCACGAAAUAUUGAUCAUGCACGGCCUUGGGAGGACGACGAUGGUUUCAGUUACAGAUCCAGUGGUCCUAGCUACAACGUUGGGAGGUCAUCGGCGCGUUCCCCGGCUCCCAGAAACUAUCCACCCCUUGGUACUCAGCGCGCCUUCACUCUUCCAAACGCCGCUAGGCACUAUCACUCGGGCGACUAUUCGUUCAGCGGGAUGGGCGACAAGACUCACAGCACUGAUUUCUCAUCUGGCAAGUCGGACAUAUCAACAGGCAGCAUCACGGACGUGGAUCGACGGGCACUGGUAUGUACUACAGCCCCAUACUACUCCCGGCGAAUUAGCAUGAAUGAUGGUGGGAUCAUCCCAUCAUCCACCACGUAUACAGGUGGCCUAGGUUCGGUUGUUGGAGGCCACGGAGGUCAUCAUGUGAGAAGAUCACUGCCGGAUAUGGGUGCUGCGCCAACCGAACCACCCAAGCUUUAUCCCUAUCACUUACUUGUUAUUACCAACUACAGGUUGCCAGCUGAUGUGGAUCGUUGCAAUCUCGAGCGACAUCUCUCCGAUGCAGAAUUCGAGGUCAUUCUUCAGUGUUCUCGAGCGGAAUUCUACAGAUUGCCACAGUGGCGUCGCAACGAAAUCAAAAGACGUGUUCGACUGUUUUAAUUCAUUUUACACAUUUUACUUAUUAUAUCCGCAUUGUGUCACGAUUGUGUUAUACUGUGGUAUAGACUGUACAUUCCUACUGCGUGGGUAGAUGUAUCGCGGAGAAAAAAAAUGUGUUCGACGAUCCUUGCGAGCAAUCUGCCGGCCGGCGUAUGUUUGCAAAAUGGAAGUUCUUUAGGCAGGAGCAGAUAUAUCUCUAUACACACACAUAUACACAUAUAUAAUGACACGGAAUCACUGCCACUUAUUGUCAACUUUUUCUCGCAGCAACGAAUCCAAGCAGCUUUAUCUAUGACCCAAUUUGUUCAGCGACAUAGCCUUUCUCGAAUUUUACCAUUUGGAAUUCUAUCGUAACUUGGUUUCACUUAUAUACACAUUUAAGGCGAGUACGCAAUAACGGCUGAUAUUAAAAUAUAGACGAGAAGAUAAUCAAAUGUGAGAUUGCGAUUAAAACUCUUAAUACAAUUUGCUAUUGUAAAUAAGAAGUUAAUCGAAAAAUCGAAAAGCGGCGUGAAAAAGCAGCUAGAGAAGUUACAUAGUAAUUGCAUAUUCGCUAAAUCGCAUACAUAUAUAUAUAUAUAUUAAUCUUGCGGAGAUUAUAAUGCAAGGGACGCUACAAUGGUAGGAUUUAUUAUUAUUAAUUUUUAACUAUACUAUUAAUAUUAUUAUUAUUCUUAUAUUUUAUUAUGUACAACGUGAAAAGUUAAAAGUAUAAGUAGAGGAGAUGAGCCCAGCUUGCUGAAUGGUACGAGUACGCUGAUUAAUCAAAUAAUUUGUGUGUGAAUUAUCUCGUUUUAAUUUACUUUGUGGCAAGGAUUACUUUAUAGAAUCGCUUGCGGUAUUUUUUGUGUGAGGAGAUAUAUCAAUGUUUUUAAUUAUCCUUGAAUGUAGUAGCUAAAGUAAAUACUCUGCGGUGCAGAUUGCGAUAGACUUCUAUGAUCACUCGAUCACUCUACAUUAGAGUAUACAUAUGAAAAUCAGGACCAAAUUUAUAGUUGUGGUGGAUCUAACAAUCGAACCAUUGACUUGUCAUUAACUCAAAAUAUACAUUUUAUUACAUUUUACUAUAUAUAUAGCUAUAUAUAUAGCAAUAUUAUUUCAUACUACUAUAUAUCAUAU